AGCUCAUAUAAAUGCCAGAGUGGGUCAAGGAGUCCGGGAGCCGUGAACCCAGGAGUCUCAGGCCAGCUCUGCCUGCCCACCACGAGGAUGAAGGUCUUCAUAGCUGCCCUCUCCCUCCUCAUCCUUGCUGCUGCCCUUGGAACCCAGGCCCAGAUCAAAUUUGUGUUCCUUUCCCUACCAGCGCCCCAACUCCAUGCUGAAGACUGCUGCUUCUCCUACACUUCACAAAGGAUCCGGUGUACACUCAUGGAAGAUUAUUUUGAGACAAGCGGUGGGUGCCCCAAGCCAGGUGUCAUCUUUAUUACCAAGAAGAAGCAACAGGUCUGUGCUGACCCUGAAAAUUCAUCAGUUCAGAAAUGCAUAACAAUACUGAAGGCAAAUUCCAAGAAUAGGAAACUUGCUUGAGGAAAACCGAGCCACUUUACCCUUUAACUCUCUUGCCUCUGCACCUCCUAUGAGCUUCCUGGCUUGAACGUUUUUUUCAAGUUUUUUAUGCCACUUUGGUUAUAAAAGUAAGGCAUCUAAUAAAGAGUAUUCAAUUUAA
This is a messenger RNA of Heterocephalus glaber (naked mole-rat), 544 nucleotides long. NCBI's taxonomy places the organism in Eukaryota, Metazoa, Chordata, Mammalia, Rodentia, Bathyergidae. The record is from RefSeq and is a predicted model, not a curated record.